This is a messenger RNA of Peromyscus maniculatus bairdii (prairie deer mouse), 2694 nucleotides long. The record is from RefSeq and is a predicted model, not a curated record. NCBI's taxonomy places the organism in Eukaryota, Metazoa, Chordata, Mammalia, Rodentia, Cricetidae.
UGGGGCUGAGCGACACUUCAAGCUGGAAGGAGCCGGGCUCUGUAAGGCCAUGUUUCGCAGAUUGCUGCGUCUUGGCUUGGGCCCGGGCCUCCCAAACCGGGGGCUACGCACACGCAGAGGAGGCUUUACUCUGGGUAAAGCUGAGGGCAGCAGAGAGUAUAUUAUACGGAGUGAUUCUGGGGUACCCAUAACCUCCACCUAUGUGACCUUCAAGGUUUGACACCCUGCCUCAUGCUGGCGGGACAGCGAGUUAGCUGGGGACUGGGGUAGGCUUGCCUGCUAGAGAUUAAAGAGCCAAGACAGGUAUAUGGAGCUCAAGGAGGCCCUUUCCAGAGGACAAUUCCAUGUAAAUGGAAGCUUGCUGGUGGUAGUGGAUGUUAAGGAUAAGGGACCAUAUAAAGUUGGCCAGCUUUAGAAGGCUGUGUGGUAAUGAAGUAUACUAGGAACUCAUGUUUCCUGCGCCUGGGAUACCUGAAUGGGCUGACUGCAGUUGAAUAUCUGAGAAUGGAUUCAGGAGGGAGAGAGGUCUGCAGGAGCUAAAUAUGUGAGUCACCUAGCAUGUCCAGGGAAGUAGAAAGUGUAAUUUUAGGAAGUCGAAUCUUUCACUGCUAGAGGAGGUGCAUAAUAGUGGGGACUGAUGGGGCAAAGACGGAUCAGCAAAGUUGUUACAGUACUGCUGCGUGUGAGUUGAUCUUGUGAGGAAGGAUGACAUUGGAGACGUGCCAACCCACAUGUCUAUUCGGGCCACCUUUUCCUGUGCCCAUCCUCCAACCCCACAGCAUGUGGGAAGGAAACCUAAGUCCCUCUAACGGUAACUAUGUCCUGCAGACUGGGAUGCAAAGGUGUCUGAGUUUAAGAAGAAGAUUGAGUGCAUCCUGCCUGGAAAGCAAUGGGAAUUGCUGUACGACACCAGCCACCUGCCCCCCAAACAAUCGGAUGUGGUCAUCGUAGGAGGUGGGAUCCUUGGUCUGUCUGUGGCCUUUUGGCUGAAGAAGCUGGAAAGUAGACGAGGUGCCAUCCGGGUGAUGGUGGUGGAACAAGACCACACGGGCCUUCUGUGGGCGGGAUUUGGCAGCAAUUUUCUGUGCCUGAGAAUGUCCAACUCUCCCUCUUUUCAAUCAACUUUCUGCGGAACAUAAACGAAUACCUGGCUGUAGUGGAUGCCCCUCUUGUGGACCUCCGGUUCAACCCCUCAGGCUGUCUCUUGCUAGCUUCAGAAAAAGAUGCUGCCACCUUGGAAAGCAAUGUGAAAAUGCAAAGGCAGGAAGGAGCCAAAGUCUGUCUGAUGUCUCCUGAGCAGCUCCAGAACAAGUUUCCCUGGAUAAACAUAGAAGGAGUGGCUGUGGCCUCGUAUGGGAUGGAGGAUGAAGGUUGGUUUGAUGCCCGGGCUCUGCUCCAGGGUCUUCGUCGAAAGGUCCAAUCAAUGGGAGUCUUACUCUGCCAGGGAGAGGUGACACGUCUCAUCACUUCAUCUAGCCAAGCAGAGACCUCAAGUGGGGAACCGGUAGUCUUGAGAAGAAUUCACAAAGUCCAUGUAAAAAUGGACAAGAGCCUGGAGUAUCAGCCAGUGGAAUGUGCUGCCGUGGUCAAUGCCGCAGGAGCCUGGUCUGGGAAAAUUGCAGAGCUGGCUGGUAUUGGGAAGGGACUCCCUGGUACUCUGCAGGGCACCAAGCUACCUGUGGAGCCAAGGAAAAGGUAUGUGCACUUAUGGCACUGCCCCCAGGGACCAGGUCUGGAGACACCGUUGGUUGCAGACAUCAAUGGAGUCUAUUUUCGACGGGAAGGACUGGGCAGCAAAUACUUAGGUGGCUGUAGCCCCACUGAGGAGGAAGAACCAGACCCAACAAAUCUGGAAGUAGACCAUGAUUUCUUCCGGAACAAAGUAUGGCCCCAUUUGGUCCAGAGGGUGCCAUCUUUUAAGACUCUGGAGGUACAGAGUGCCUGGGCUGGCUAUUAUGACUAUAACACUUUUGACCAGAAUGGCGUGGUGGGCCCCCACCCACUAGUUGUCAACAUGUACUUUGCUACGGGCUUCAGUGGUCGGGGACUUCAGCAUGCACCUGGCAUCGGUCGAGCUGUGGCCGAAGUGGUACUGGAGGGCCAGUUCAAGACCAUCAACAUGAGCCCCUUCCUCUUCACCCGCUUUUACGUAGGAGAGAAGUUACAGGAGUUCAGUAUCCUCUGAGCAUGAAAACUUCCCUGGGCCUCGCCAGCCCAGGCGCUGUCCUUGUCUCACACUGGCUGUGGUCACUGCCCGAGUGGCCCCAGGACAGUGCCACGGCUCCAUCCCUACCCUCACCAUCCUCUAAGCCGGACCACUCUGCCCCAGUGUCUCUGGACAGGGAAUGCGCACAGGCACAGAGACCCAGGCCAAUGGAGAGUGAUGAAUGGGACCCUAGGACCGACUGCAGCCCAGGCUGAUGCCACCAUCCAAAACAGUUCGACUGGCAUCCUGGGUAUGGGGCCCAGGACUGGCCUCCUUCCUGGUACAGGAAAUGGGUCUCUGACCCUCUGGCCAGAGCCCAGGCACACAGCAUUCUAGGACUGCCUGGACCAAAUUUAUCAACUCAUCUGUUAACCUAGUCUCCAGUCAGUGUAUGUGAUUAACCCUUCCCCUCUGCUCUUGUGUUCCUUCUGCUUCUCUUCUCAAGGUAGAAGCUUUUGAAGUAUUGCCAUUAAAAAGGCAGCCUCGUC